UUUAUUAACAGAACUUGUGUUAAUACCUACUGUAGAACCUAUUUUUUCCACAAAGAUUCCCUACUAUUUCAUUUAGCAGGUAAAAGGCACCAUAUGAUACAAAUAUAUCCUAAGCACUCAAGUGCUUCACUCCAAGAAUUCAUCUUGAUUUAAAUUAAAUACUAAUAUAUCCUAAGCACCCAAGUGCUUCACGCCUGCAUUCCCCUUUGUUAAUAUUAACUUUUCACCUUGAACCACAUUUUGAGGUGGUGGACCAGAAAAAAGUCACUAACUUCAGUAAUUAAAUACUUACAUGCAGCCGAAAGUUUUGUUUUUUAAUGUAUAAUAAAAGUGCGUGCCCUGGAACUAAGUUCAUAAAUUAAGGUUGUACCAUUUCACCAUUUAGACAUCAGAUCUGUUGAAACAGCUACUGAAAACAAGCAUCACAGUGAAUAUAGCAAGAACUAAGUCAGAUACAUGGAUUCCGUGUAUAGGAAUCCCACUGAAACGGUUGAAGAUCGCAUCAAAAACCUUCUUUCUCUUAUGACAUUGAAAGAGAAGAUUGGUCAGAUGACCCAAAUUGAACGUUCUGUUACUACUCCUUCUGCCAUUAAAGAUUUCACCAUUGGGAGUGUAUACUGUGCUCCACCAAAUAGUGCAACUGCUAAGAAGGAAGUGUCUUCUGAUUGGGCUGAUAUGGUGGACGGGUUUCAGAAGCUGGCACUUGAGUCACGGUUAGGCAUACCAAUCAUUUAUUGUACUGAUGCUAUUCAUGGUAACAAUAACGUCUAUGGUACUACUAUAUUUCCUCACAAUGUUGGCCUUGGAGCAACUAGAGAUGCAGAUUUAGUUCAAAAAAUUGCAGCUGCAACGUCACUUGAACUUAGAGCAAGUGGAACUCACUAUACUUUAGCCCCUAGUGUAUCUGUCUGCAAAGAUCCUAGAUGGGGUAGAUGCUAUGAGAGUUACAGCGAAGACACCGAAAUUGUCCAAAAUAUGACUUCUUAUGUUUCAGGAUUGCAAGGCCAACCUCCAGAACAUUAUCGAAAGGGCUACCCAUUUUUGGCUGGGAGGAACAAAGCUAUUGCUUGCGCGAGACAUUUUGUUGGAGAUGGAGGCACAGAAAAAGGUGUAAAUGAGGGGAAUACAAUAUUAUCAUAUGAAGACUUAGAGAAGAUCCACAUGGCCCCUUAUGUGGAUUGCAUAGCACAAGGUGUUUCAACCAUUAUGGUCUCAUAUUCCAGCUGGAAUGGAGUCAAACUCCAUGGUCAUCAUUUUCUGAUUAAUGAUAUUUUGAAAGAAAAGCUAGGCUUCAAGGGUUUUGUGAUUUCUGACUGGGAGGGAAUUGAUGAAUUAUGCCAACCUUAUGGGUCCGAUUAUCGUUAUUGCAUCUCCACUUCAAUUAAUGCUGGAAUUGACAUGGUGAUGGUUCCUUUAAGAUAUGAACAAUUCAUGGAAGAGUUAACGUCUCUAGUUCAAUCGGGGGAAGUACCAAUGACCAGAAUUGAUGAUGCUGUCGAGCGGAUUUUAAGAGUGAAGUUUAUUGCUGAACUUUUUGAAUUUCCUUUAACUGACAGAUCUUUGCUGGAUACUGUUGGUUGCAAGAUACAUAGAGAUCUAGCACGCGAAGCAGUUCGAAAGUCGUUGGUUUUGUUGAAAAAUGGAAAGGAGCCUAGUAAACCUUUCAUACCAUUGAAUAAGAACGCCAAGAGAAUCCUUGUUGCUGGAACUCAUGCUAAUGAUAUCGGCUAUCAAUGUGGAGGAUGGACAUUUACGAAGUAUGGAUCUAGUGGCCAGAUUACAAUUGGCACAACUAUCUUGGAUGCUGUUAAGGAAGCUGUGGGACAUGACACCGAAGUUAUAUAUGAGAAGUGUCCAUCAACAGAAUUCAUAGAAUGUAAUGAAUUUUCUUUUGCCAUUGUCGCUAUUGGUGAAGCACCCUAUGCUGAGUGUGGAGGUGACAAUAAAGAACUUGUGAUCCCAUUUAAUGGAGCUGGAAUUGUAGACAUAAUUGCUGAUAAAAUCCCAACACUUGUGAUUCUAAUAUCUGGAAGACCUUUGGUCUUGGAACAAGGUUUGUUGGAAAAGACAGAAGCUCUUGUUGCAGCAUGGUUGCCCGGUAGUGAAGGAAAGGGAAUUACAGAUGUAAUCUUUGGGGAUCAUGACUUUAAGGGUAAACUACCAAUGACUUGGUUUAGAAGAAUUGAACAGCUUGAUGAACCUAGUGAGGGAGUGAAUUCAUGUGAUGACCCCUUAUUCCCUCUUGGUUAUGGGCUAGCUUGUAAUAAGUAGAACUCACAUGAAUUUAGUUACCAAAUAUUUGCUUAAGGAUUCAAUGUAAGGAGAUUGCGAACAAUCGAUGCAUGUAUGGUACAAUUGGUUGAUCUUUUAAAAAAUUUAUAUCAUAAUCACAUUUGCUUUCAUGAAA
Messenger RNA from Medicago truncatula (barrel medic), 2407 nucleotides. Its product is annotated as beta-glucosidase BoGH3B. NCBI's taxonomy places the organism in Eukaryota, Viridiplantae, Streptophyta, Magnoliopsida, Fabales, Fabaceae. Gene Ontology annotation, molecular function: beta-glucosidase activity. Bases 457 to 2271 code for a protein of 604 amino acids. The transcript is spliced from 9 exons. Gene Ontology annotation, biological process: glucan catabolic process. The record is from RefSeq and is a predicted model, not a curated record.